Sorex fumeus (smoky shrew) is the source of this 4144-nucleotide messenger RNA. RefSeq names its product pyruvate dehydrogenase phosphatase catalytic subunit 1 (gene PDP1). The coding region runs from base 29 to 1750 and encodes 573 amino acids. NCBI's taxonomy places the organism in Eukaryota, Metazoa, Chordata, Mammalia, Eulipotyphla, Soricidae. Gene Ontology annotation, biological process: protein dephosphorylation. The transcript has 2 exons. Gene Ontology annotation, molecular function: cation binding; protein serine/threonine phosphatase activity. The record is from RefSeq and is a predicted model, not a curated record.
GUCGCCGCUGCGAGCCGCGCGCGUGUGGAUGUGGCCGGCGCCGGGCUGCGAUGAGCAGCGGAGAAUGUGCGUGUGCCCCGGGCCCAGGCGGAGUGGAAUCCCAGCCAGAAGUUCCAGCUUGCCGCUGUUCACUGAUGCCAUGCCAGCACCAACGCAACUGUUCUUCCCUCUGCUCCGUAACUGUGAACUGAGCAGGAUCUAUGGCCCUGCAUGUUACUGCCACCACAAACACCUCUGCUGCUCACCUCCUUAUGUCUCCCAGAGCCGCCUGAGAUACACGCCUCACCCGGCAUAUGCCACCUUCUGCAGGCCAAAGGAGAAUUGGUGGCAGUACACCCAAGGGAGGCGAUACGCUUCCACACCGCAAAAAUUUUACCUCACGCCUCCGCAGGUCAACAGCAUCCUGAAAGCUAACGAGUACAGUUUCAAGGUGCCAGAAUUUGACGGCAAAAAUGUCAGUUCUGUCCUCGGAUUUGACAGCAAUCAGCUCCCGGCCAACGCUCCCAUCGAGGAUCGGAGAAGUGCCGCCACCUGCUUGCAGACCAGAGGGAUGCUUUUGGGGGUCUUUGAUGGCCACGCAGGCUGUGCCUGUUCCCAGGCUGUCAGCGAAAGACUUUUUUACUAUAUUGCUGUCUCUCUGUUACCCCAUGAGACGCUGCUCGAGAUUGAAAAUGCGGUGGAGAGCGGCCGGGCACUGCUGCCCAUUCUCCAGUGGCACAAGCACCCCAAUGAUUACUUCAGCAAGGAGGCAUCCAAAUUAUACUUUAACAGCCUGAGGACUUACUGGCAAGAGCUUAUAGACCUCAACACCGGGGAGUCGGAUAUUGACGUGAAAGAGGCUUUGAUUAACGCCUUUAAGCGACUGGAUAAUGACAUCUCCCUAGAGGCUCAAGUAGGUGAUCCCAAUUCUUUCCUCAACUACUUGGUGCUCCGAGUGGCAUUUUCUGGGGCCACCGCUUGCGUCGCCCACGUGGAUGGUGUGGAUCUUCACGUGGCCAACACUGGUGAUAGCAGAGCCAUGCUGGGUGUGCAGGAGGAAGAUGGCUCUUGGUCAGCAGUCACGCUUUCUAAUGACCACAAUGCUCAGAAUGAAAGAGAACUCGAACGGCUGAAAUUGGAACACCCGAAGAAUGAAGCCAAGAGUGUGGUCAAACAAGAUCGGCUUCUUGGCUUGCUGAUGCCUUUUAGGGCUUUUGGAGACGUUAAGUUCAAAUGGAGCAUCGACCUUCAAAAGAGAGUCAUAGAAUCCGGCCCAGACCAGUUGAAUGACAAUGAGUACACCAAGUUCAUCCCUCCCAAUUACUACACGCCUCCUUAUCUCACUGCUGAGCCAGAGGUAACUUACCACCGACUAAGACCACAGGAUAAGUUCCUGGUGUUGGCCACCGAUGGGUUGUGGGAGACGAUGCAUAGGCAGGAUGUGGUUAGGAUUGUGGGUGAAUACCUAACGGGCAUGCAUCACCAACAGCCAAUAGCUGUUGGUGGCUACAAGGUGACUUUGGGACAGAUGCAUGGCCUUCUAACGGAGAGGAGAGCCAAGAUGUCCUCGGUAUUUGAGGACCAGAACGCAGCCACCCAUCUGAUUCGCCAUGCGGUGGGCAACAAUGAGUUUGGGGCAGUCGAUCAUGAGCGCCUCUCCAAAAUGCUUAGCCUUCCUGAAGAGCUUGCGCGCAUGUACAGAGAUGAUAUUACAAUCAUUGUCGUUCAGUUCAAUUCUCACGUGGUAGGAGCGUACCAAAACCAGGAGUAGCAUGUGGGUCUUGUCCUGGCAGGUCUCAAAGCAGAGUUCAGGGCAGGUGGAUUUUUGAAAGGUAUUAACCAACAGUUCUGGUAGUUGUAUUAAGCAUUUUCCCAUUUGAGGUUGUCGCGGUCAAGUACUUAAGAUUGACUUUUUUCAGCAGAGUGGCAAAAUCUCGGGAGAGUCAUUCUGCCUACGACGCAUCUAUCAGCAUGUACUUGAGGCAAGUUAGUUCUGUAUUUAUUAUAGAGGUCUUAUGAUGUUGGCUUCUCCUCUCAGUCUGAGGAAAUCAGGAUGACCUGGAUGAUUUAGGGCAUUUUCUCUUGGUCAAAGAGAAGAAACAUGGUUCACACCUGCAGACCCCCCCCAUCUUUUUUUUUUUUUUUUGGCAUUUAAGAUUUCCAGUGUUCACGAGAACCUUUCUUGCACAAUUCCCUAGAUAUAUAGUCUAUUUUUGUUCAUAAAUAUUAUUUUUUUUAUCCUGAGGUGGUUUUCAAAUCCAGUUCUUUAACCCACAAAUGACCAAGAGCCAAGCAAUCUGAAUUUGUAUUUGUCAUUAUUUUUCUGGAAUGCUUCUUAAGCAGAAAGACAGAUUAUACCCUUCCCUGCCCCCCGGUUGCCUAGUGUAAUUGGAACUCUUUCUGUUAUGCCACGCUUGAAAUACAGUAAGUUUUAGUUUCAUCUAUUCUAAUGUUGAUAUUAAAUUUUAAAAAGUUGGUUUGCUAAUGAAAAAGCUUUAAUUUAAAAAAAAAAAAGAGCCAGAAUCAAAAGAUGAGACUGACAAAUUUAGUUAUUGUCACCGUUAGCCACCAGUACGUCAUCCUUAUGUAACCUGCAAAGGCUUGGCAUGCUGUGUGUGGUGAUGGAACUGCUGCCAGGACAUUAUAUUUGUAAUUCAGUAAUGAUAAGAAUUGUCAUUGCUUUUGGACUUUUUAAGGAUGACAUGCAAAAUAAGUGGAUAUAUCAAAUUGGGGAAUAAGGCUUAAUAUUACCUUUUUUUUGGAGUUUGAGACAGAGGAAGUUUUUCUUUUUUCCCUGCGUUACCAUAAGUCAAUUAAAAUAGUUGGUUUAAAAAGUGCUAGAUGCUUUUAAACAUAUUGUAGCUAUAAAUAGAAUGUUAAGGUAUAUAUAGUAUUUUGAUCAUAACUAUUAUGCAUGCUUGAUGCUUCAUAGAACACUCAGUGGCAUCAAAUGUGGUUCACAGCAGUCUUUAUAAUAUAUGCAUUUCCCUCUGAUGCUGUUAUCGAAGUAAAUCAAAUUAAAUAUAUUCAAUUCGGCUUUCUGGGAGCCUAUUUGAUAUGCAUCAAACUGGCAUUUUGUUUCUGUGUUUAAUGGUGAUCUGUGUGCAGCUGUGCAUAAAUUUUCAUCACUUAUUCUAGCGUUAAAGGAAUGGUUCUGAUUAUAUCGGAUAUUCAUAUAGAGUUUACUGAAAAACACGAUCAACUUUCCCUUAUGUAAAUAGGUUGUGUUUAGGAGCCCUUUCAGAUUUCUGUAGAAUAUCAACUGGAUUUACUCCUGGACUGUGGAAUUAGCUGCAACAUUUGUCCCAGCUGAGGAUAGGUUCAGGAAGAUUGCAGCCCAGAACAUCAUAUAUAUUCGGUUUUUAAAGUCUUGCUCCCUAUCCUCUCCCUUAUUUUUUCUCCCUUAUUUGAGUCAGUUAGGAGCAUUUCCGAGAAGUAUUUUGUAGAGAAUAAAAUCUCAACUGUAUAUUUAUUUAUGAAUAUUUCAAGAGACUGCAUUUUUUCAUAAAAUAUAUGUAGACUUCAGUAGAACUUAAAAUUCAUUUUCUGACUACUAUUUAAAUUUUUCUUGAACACCAUUAAAGAGUUCCAUAUUAUAUAUUUAAUAAAGCCCCAUAUCUCUACAGUAUAUUUAAAUUUAGUUUCCUGUAGUUCUAGUAAUUCUGAUCAUUACACCAAAAUGUUGCUGUACAGUUUGAAAGCCAGUCUGUUCUCUAUAGAUAUGAAAAUUCAAAAUGUGGAGUUGAAAUUGUAGAAGUGAAAAGAAUUGUAUGUUAGAAAUCAGAAUUUAAAAGCAGUUGUGAUUAUGAUUGGUUGUUAACUCUACCUAGAAUUAAAGAACACAUGUAAAUUUUUAUGGUACUUAGCUUUUCUUAAGCUUUUAAAGAAUAAACUUUCUAAUGUAUCAACUUCUGUAUUUAUAUUUAACCAUGGCUUAUAAUAUUUAUAAUACGCCCAUAAACAGUUUAUUGUAUUGGUGGCAUAGCACACAGUGCUCACUUGGAGAAAUGUGUAUAUUGUAAAAUAUGUAUCUGUGUGAAGACCUGUGAAAAGUUUAUGUAUAAUAUAGUGAAUGGUCAGAUAAAUGCCCACAGUAAAUUAAAGCUUUACAUCUGCUUUCUGGAUGACCUGUGUUGGUUUUGAAUAAAAUUCAUUACAUGCUUUC